Molecule: messenger RNA, 1163 nt
Organism: Macadamia integrifolia
Lineage: Eukaryota; Viridiplantae; Streptophyta; Magnoliopsida; Proteales; Proteaceae
Product: general transcription factor 3C polypeptide 6-like
Exons: 5
Coding region: 373-792 (139 amino acids)
Biological process (GO): transcription by RNA polymerase III
Cellular component (GO): transcription factor TFIIIC complex
Source: RefSeq, a predicted model, not a curated record
UUCUUGUCCUCAUGAAGGUGGUGCUUGUGAUUGGUACUGCUAGGAAGGGUCCUGCGGUGAUUUGCAGAGAUUGCUUUCAUGGCCUGAAAAAGUUUUGUGUAGCUGUUGGGGAUUGAGAUUUCAGAAGGCGGUGGGGAGACGAAGGUCAGGAGAGAAUUUGGUAGUUACUGGAGGGGAGUUUGAUGGGGAUAAUGUGAGCUUGCUGUGGAUGGGUGUUGCUCGGUAAAGUGCGUAGGGGUUUGGGAUAAAAUAGGGUUUUGUGGGAAGAAACUCCAUUGAGGGUUGGGAUCAGGUGAUGGGUUCAAUUUUGAAGCGUGCGCUACGGCGGGGAUGAUCUUUUGUUGCUGACCAUGGCUCCGGCCUUCGGAGAUAAUGGAGAAGUUCAAGGAAACUGAGCAUGUGGAGGAUGAAGAAGAAUAUGUUUUACUUGAUCUUGAUAGUGUAGCUUGCCAAGUUGACAUCCCACCAAAUGCGCCAUAUGUUCUCUCAGGCUUGGACACACUGAAUCCGGUGCUGAUUAUAGGUGACAAACUGAAGCUGAUAGGAGAAUACGAAGAAACAAUUGGCACAUGCUAUGUUUUCUCGGAAAGUGAUACUGCUCCUGUGGUUCAUGAGGAGACGGGAGCAUCUGAAGCGAACCUUUUCAUGGGGAAAUGCAUUGUAGAUCCAAAUCAAGCUCCAACUAAAAAAGUCAAGCCAGUUACAAGUCUUCAAAAGAUUAUCAAGUUUAGAUUGUCACCUGAAGUAGACCCUUUAGCAUCAGCAGUUGAACCGACAGAUUUCAAUUUGUAAAUUCAUGUGGCAUCUCAUGUCAAAUGUUUUUCAGAUCAUAGAUUCACAGCUUUCUAAAAGUUUGUGUCCCUUGGUCUGGGGUGGUUUCCCAUUCUAUAAGUUUUCCUUUUCACAAAAGUGUAAAUGGUAGCUAACACCUUUUCUUCUAGGGGUUGGGGUGCCGGGGGAGGGGAUUAAUAUACUGAACCCCCCAACCCACCCUAGUUGAGGCAAGAUGGACUCAGAUCUCCUGCAUUAAGUAGAAUUUUCAUGGCCCCAAGUAAACUGCCAAACUAGCUAUUGAUCUGUUUUAAAUUCAUGGUCCCUAGGAAGGUUGUUAACAUUUACUCUUUUUUAUUGAUGAAAAUCAAAAUAAUAUUAGAUUAAAUCAA